Molecule: messenger RNA, 693 nt
Organism: Jaculus jaculus (lesser Egyptian jerboa)
Lineage: Eukaryota; Metazoa; Chordata; Mammalia; Rodentia; Dipodidae
Gene: Lat
Product: linker for activation of T cells
Exons: 11
Coding region: 1-693 (230 amino acids)
Biological process (GO): signal transduction
Cellular component (GO): membrane
Source: RefSeq, a predicted model, not a curated record
AUGGAGGCAGACACUCUGCCCCCUUUGGCGCUGGGUCUCCUGCUGUUGCCUUUGGCCACACUGCUGGUGGCACUGUGUGUGCGCUGCCGUGAGCUUCCAACCUCCUAUGACAGUGCUUCUGCAGAGAGUUCAUAUCCCAGGAGCAUCCUCUUCAAGCCACCUCAAAUGCCGCCUGCUACCUCCUACUUGCCUGUUACCUCCUUCCUGCCUCUGAGCCAGCCAGACCUGCUCCCCAUCCCGAGAUCUCCUCAGCCCCCCAGGGGUUCCCAUCGUAUGCCAUCUUCCCGGCAGGAUUCAGACAGUGCAAACAGUGUGGCAAGCUACGAGAACCAAGAGCCGGCCUGUAAGAACAUGGAUGAGGAGGAAGAUGAGGAUGACUAUUCCAAUGAGGGCUACCUAGAGGUGCUUCCUGACAGCACCCCAGCCACCAGCCCUGCUGUCCCGUCUGGCCCUGUGUCCAGCAGCCCAGGCUUCCGAGGCAGCGCCUUCUCCAUGGAGUCAGGCGAAGAUUACGUGAAUGUCCCUGAGAGUGAGGAGAGCGCAGAGGCAUCUUUGGACGGGAGUCGGGAGUAUGUGAAUGUGUCUCAGGAACUGCCAGCGCCUAGGGCUGAGCCAGGCACCUUGAGCUCCCAGGAGGUAGAAGAGGAGGGAGAGGGAGCUCCUGAUUAUGAGAACCUGCAGGAGCUUAACUGA